GGGGGCAGGGAACCCCGCCUAAGGAAAGCCUGAAGGGUGUGAGAAAUAUUUUCAACUCAAAGGCCGAAAAUUCAGAAAAGCAAGUAUUGGGACCUGUGUUCUUAGUGCUGAUCCAUCCACUACACAUUCAGUUCUUCACUGCUGGCUGUCUUUCCAUCUGUCCUUCUGCCAGACUGUCCAUCAAGCACUGUGGAAGGAGCACUGACAAGAGAAGAAGGAGGAAUUUACCUGACUUUGGUAGAGAUUCAUCACAAGAGAGCUACAGGAGCUUGGGAGAGGCUGAAGACCACUUCUCUCCACCAUUACAGACCCUGGCCUUAAGAUUCCUUUUCAAUCAGGUGGAGAAAGGCCCUCUCCUGUCCUGCCACAACCUGGCAUAGAUUUGAACAUGGGCUGGGCUCGGGAAGUGGGUUGGAUGGCUGCUGGACUAAUGAUUGGGGCUGGAGCCUGCUACUGUGUUUACAAAUUAACCAUAGGAAGAGAUGACAAUGAGAAGUUGGAGGAGGAGGAAGAGGAAUGGGACGAUGACCAAGAGCUGGAUGAGGAGGAGCCCAAGACUUGGUUUGAUUUCACAACUAUGGCUCGGCCCUGGAAUGAGAAUGGGGAUUGGACAGAACCUGGGGCCCCUGGUGGAACCGAGGACAGGCCCUCAGGUGGGGGCAAGGCCAAUCGAACACACCCAACAAGACAGCGUCCAUUCCCCUAUGAAUAUAAAAAUACUUGGAGUGCUGAAACCUUUAAAAUUUUCAGCUGUGCUCUUGACCUCUCCAAGUGUCCUUUCAUUCAGGGGAAAAUGUUGUUUGCUCAGCCCAAGGAUGCUGGCUUUUCAUUUAGCCACAAUAUCAAUAGUCAUUUGGCCAGCCUCUCCAUUGUUGGAAACACGAUCCCCACUCUCAACCCCACUGUUAAGGAGGCUUUAUGUGCCCUGGAUAACGUGAAUGCCAGUGUGGAAAAUCAGGGCCAGAUUAAAAUGUACAUCAAUGAAGUGUGUCGGGAAACUGUGUCACAUUGCUGCAACUUAUUUCUGCAGCAGGCCGGAUUAAAUUUGUUAAUAAGCAUGACAGUUAUUAAUAACAUGCUCACCAAGUCCGUUUCAGACCCGAGGUUUCCUUUGAUAUCAGAGGGGAGUGGAUGUGCUGAGGUUCAGCCUUUGAAACCGUUGAUGGGUUUGUCUGAAAAGCCAGGCUUGGCAGGGGACUUUCUGGGUCCACAAAUGCUGCUCUCAUUCAUGUCCCUCUUUAUCAAGAAUGGAAACAGACAGGUUCUUCUGGACACCCUGGCCUCUUAA
Molossus molossus (Pallas's mastiff bat) is the source of this 1288-nucleotide messenger RNA. Its product is annotated as protein ARMCX6-like. Gene Ontology annotation, cellular component: mitochondrion. Bases 389 to 1288 code for a protein of 299 amino acids. NCBI's taxonomy places the organism in Eukaryota, Metazoa, Chordata, Mammalia, Chiroptera, Molossidae. The transcript is spliced from 2 exons. The record is from RefSeq and is a predicted model, not a curated record.